UCGGCAUCUAGCCUGACAAUGACCAGGCUCAGUCUUGCGUGGCAGCUCGUCUCUUUGGUGUGAGAGAUGCCGCGUGGCUCUUGAUCGUUCACUCACUCGCAGCACUGACCACAUCAAACAGCGUCACGAAUGAACGCGGAGAGCGAAUCGUCUCUGCCCACGGAAGGCGCGCAUACAAUUCGUUCUUCACCACCGGCGGGCACUCAAUACUCAUAUCCGCCAAUGGACGAUCUUGCAUCCAAGUCUGAGCCUGUGGCUCCUCAGGAAGUGCAGCAAACCCAAGAUGUGCAGCAAACGCCCAAGCGCUCCAGGCACCAGCGCAUGAACUCUGGCGACACCGAGCGGCCAGCGUCCGCUCAACGUGACCGCCGUGAUGGCUCAGUGGAGCAAUCUGACGUCGAAGCACAAGAAAUCUCUGAUGACAAUGACGCCGACCCUGCACAGCAGAUCCGCGACUUUGACUGGCAGGAUUUGCAUGAGAGGUACCAUACCACCAUCAACCGAUGCAGCCAGGACGAAGCAGACCUUAUGGAAGAGUGGGCAAAACUCAUGGAGUACUUCCGCAUUUGGGCGGAAUCAGGACAUGGGCACGAGACCGACCGGACGUAUCAAAGGUUGCAGACGAGGACUUUGUACGUUCAGAAUGAGGAGGACGAAUUCGAGAGCAGGAGGAACCACUACAUCAACGUGGUGAAGGCAUUCGAGAGUGCACUCACCCUCCUCAGAAACAAUAGUGGCACGAUGUUCCGUGGUUGAUGCUCGGCAGGAGCCGCAUACCUCAACUAUCACGCCCCGCGCGGACCAGCUACGCACCCACUCAAGUGUACAGACACGACGUUCAAGAGAGCGCACGGGUGUACGCCACCAAGGAGGCUGUCUCGCACGUUCUUGUAAUUGAACUCAUUACUCAGGGCAGCUGUGGCAUACAAUCCACACAUAAGGCCUCUGUUCCCAGAAACCAACGUAGCGUCACAAAUCACUAGAUACCCUCGCGAAUCGGACACAAUCAUCAAGUCAUCACAGUCCA
Didymella exigua CBS 183.55 is the source of this 1027-nucleotide messenger RNA. RefSeq lists its product as uncharacterized. The coding region runs from base 130 to 756 and encodes 208 amino acids. NCBI's taxonomy places the organism in Eukaryota, Fungi, Ascomycota, Dothideomycetes, Pleosporales, Didymellaceae. The record is from RefSeq and is a predicted model, not a curated record. The transcript has 4 exons.